Molecule: messenger RNA, 627 nt
Organism: Mesorhabditis belari
Lineage: Eukaryota; Metazoa; Nematoda; Chromadorea; Rhabditida; Rhabditidae
Source: the annotation of a GenBank genome assembly
AUGUUUGACUGGAUUUUCCGUAAAGCAAUGGGCGCUUGCGCUUCACAUAUCGAGGCGAAAACUCGGCUUACACCUGAAGAAAUCGAGGCGGUGAAAGAGUCAUGGAAAAGAGCAAAACACGCUCAAAUUGGUCGCAAAAUUCUGGGCACUUUACUAGAGAAAAGACCACAAUUCGCACAAAUGUAUGGCAUUUCGGAAGAGGAAGUGAUGGACGGCAGAAUGACAUCGAACACGUUGUUCCAACUGCAAGCUUGCCGCAUCCAGAAUUUCCUCGACACCACCGUUUCAUCGCUCGGCCUUUGCCCGACGGCUUCAGUCUUCGCAAUGGCAAAACGAAUCGGACAAAUUCAUUAUUACAAGGGAGUCAACUUUGGAUCCGACUCUUAUACAGUUUUCAAGAAAGUUACAGCCGAUGAAAUUAUCGACGUGGCCGAGAAGACUCAACAUUUGCUCGAGAAAGACGGUGGACAUACAGAGUUUCUCGAUCAGGCUAUCAUGAGCCCGUAUGACACAAACAAUUGCAACAUUCGUCUCGGAUGGAACAAGCUGAUGAACGAGAUUGUGCGCGAGAUGAAAGAGGGCUUUGUCCAGGAGGCUCGCGCUCACAACAAAGAUGAAGGAGAUAGU